AUGGAGCAGAUUUGGGGACCAUCUGUGAAGAUGGAAGCGGAGGUCUCUGAGGAGGAAGGGUGUCUCUUGGAGGAAGAGCAGAAGGUGCAGGCCCAGGAGCGUGCCCAAGACACCCUCUCACACGGCAGUGAAGAGACGGUGUUGAGCCGUCACCUUUGUGGAGGAGUGGAAAUGGCUGCUGCCCCUGCAGUCCAGGGUCCUUUUUCCUUCGAGGAGGUGGCUGUGUUUUUCACCGAGGCUGAGUGGGCCCUGCUGGAUCCAGACCAAAGAGGUCUCUACAGAGAUGUUGAGGGGUCAGUUGGGGAAUUUCACGGGUUCUCACUGGAAAAAGCCAAGAUUGAAGAGACUGAAGGAAACUUCGAGAACAGAGAUGAACCACAGAGGCAGGAAGGAAACCGUACACUGAAAAGGGGGGUUAAGACCAUUCCUCGCCAAGGAAGCAGCUUCCAUGAAAUCCCUGUCUGUGGCCGUCACCGACGGACUCUUUCAGGAAUGAAACUGUUCAUCUGUUCAGAGAAUGAAAUGACAUUCUCCGGUCAAAGGAAGGCAUAUAAAUGCCGUUAUUGUGGAAAGUACUUCAGAUACAGAACACAGCUUUUAGUACACCAAAGAAUACACACAGUACAGAAACAUGUUGAAUUCUCAAAACCUUUUGAAUGCUCAGACUGUGGAAAGAGAUUCCAUUUGAGUUCCAUUCUUCAGCAGCAUCAGAGAACUCACACUGUGGAGAAAACUUUUGAAUGCUCAGAGUGUGGGAAGAAAUUCAGUCAGCGUGGCCAUCUUCAGAAUAAUCAAAGAACCCAUACAGAGGAGAAACAGUUUGAAUGCUCAGAGUGUGGAAAGAGAUUCAGUGCAAAUUAUGGUCUUCAACAGCAUAAGAGAACCCACACAGGGGAGAAACCAUUUGAAUGCUCAGAGUGUGGAAAGAGAUUCAAUGCAAAUUGUGGUCUUCAACAGCAUAAGAGAACCCACACAGGGGAGAAACCGUUUGAAUGCUCAGAGUGUGGAAAGAGAUUCAGUGCAAAUUAUGGUCUUCAACAGCAUAAGAGAACCCACACAGGGGAGAAACCUUUUCAAUGCUCAGAGUGUGGAAAGAGAUUCAGUGCAAAUUAUGGUCUUCAACAGCAUAAGAGAACCCACACAGGGGAGAAACCUUUUCAAUGUUCAGAGUGCGGAAAGAGAUUCAUUUGUAGUAGUGAUCUUCAACGGCAUCAGAGAACUCAUACUGGGGAGAAACCUUUUGAAUGCUUAGAGUGUGGAAAGAGAUUCAGUGUGAGUUCCAGUCUUCAAAGGCAUCAGAGAACCCACACAGGGGAGAAACCUUUGGAAUGCUCAGAGUGUGGAAAGAGAUUCAGCUGGAGUGGCACUCUUCAGCAGCAUCAGAGUACCCACACUGGGGAGAAACCUUUUGUAUGCUCAGAGUGUGGAAAGAGAUUCGGUGUGAAUUCCAGUCUUCAAAAGCAUCUAAGAACCCACACAGGGAAGAAGACCUUUGAAUGCUCACAGUGUGGAAUGAGAUUCAGUGUGAGUUCCAGUCUUCAGAGGCAUCAGAGAACCCACACAGGGGAGAAACCUUUUGAAUGCUCAGAAUGUGGAAAGAGAUUCAGUCAGAGUUCCAGUCUUCAGCUGCAUCAGAGAACCCACACAGGGGAGAAACCUUUUGAAUGCUCAGUGUGGAAGGAUCUUGCGUCACAGUUGCAUUCUUCACCCCGAGCCAGAGUCCUUUGUGUAGAUCAGGUAUCACCUUAG
Molecule: messenger RNA, 1749 nt
Organism: Heteronotia binoei (common prickly gecko)
Lineage: Eukaryota; Metazoa; Chordata; Lepidosauria; Squamata; Gekkonidae
Product: oocyte zinc finger protein XlCOF6-like
Exons: 6
Coding region: 1-1749 (582 amino acids)
Biological process (GO): regulation of transcription by RNA polymerase II
Molecular function (GO): DNA-binding transcription factor activity; RNA polymerase II cis-regulatory region sequence-specific DNA binding
Source: RefSeq, a predicted model, not a curated record